Molecule: messenger RNA, 1089 nt
Organism: Saccharomyces paradoxus
Lineage: Eukaryota; Fungi; Ascomycota; Saccharomycetes; Saccharomycetales; Saccharomycetaceae
Gene: MSP1
Product: protein-degrading AAA family ATPase MSP1
Exons: 1
Coding region: 1-1089 (362 amino acids)
Cellular component (GO): mitochondrial outer membrane
Molecular function (GO): ATP hydrolysis activity; ATP binding
Source: RefSeq, a predicted model, not a curated record
AUGUCUCGCAGAUUUGAUUUAAAGACGAUUACUGAUCUUUCCGUCCUAGUCGGGACUGGGAUAUCAUUAUAUUAUUUAGUUAGUCGACUACUCAACGAUGUCGAAUCAGGACCAUUGUCCGGUAAAUCAAAAGAAUCAAAGGCCAAACAAUCCUUACAAUGGGAAAAAUUGGUGAAAAGAUCACCGGCAUUGGCAGAGGUAACACUAGAUGCAUAUGAAAGGACUAUACUAUCUUCCAUUGUCACGCCGGAAGAAAUAAAUAUUACAUUCCAGGAUAUUGGUGGUUUAGACCCGCUUAUUUCAGAUUUGCAUGAAAGCGUUAUAUAUCCCUUGAUGAUGCCAGAAGUAUACUCUAAUAGCCCUUUACUCCAAGCACCUAGUGGGGUCUUGCUAUAUGGGCCUCCAGGAUGUGGUAAAACAAUGUUGGCGAAGGCUCUAGCCAAAGAAAGUGGUGCUAACUUUAUCUCAAUAAGAAUGUCGUCUAUAAUGGAUAAAUGGUACGGCGAAUCAAACAAAAUAGUCGAUGCAAUGUUCUCAUUGGCGAAUAAGUUACAACCUUGUAUAAUAUUCAUUGACGAAAUUGAUUCAUUCCUAAGAGAACGGUCUUCUACAGACCAUGAAGUUACUGCAACCUUAAAAGCUGAAUUUAUGACUCUAUGGGAUGGUUUAUUGAAUAAUGGAAGGGUUAUGAUUAUCGGUGCUACUAAUCGGAUAAAUGACAUAGAUGAUGCAUUUUUAAGGAGAUUGCCAAAAAGGUUUCUUGUUUCUUUACCUGGUUCUGACCAACGUUAUAAAAUAUUAAGUGUUCUAUUGAAAGAAACUAAACUUGACGAAGACGAUUUCGAUUUGCAACUAAUUGCGGACAAUACCAAAGGAUUUUCGGGGUCUGACUUGAAAGAGCUUUGUAGAGAGGCGGCCUUAGAUGCAGCAAAGGAGUAUAUAAAACAGAAAAGGCAACUCAUCGAUAGUGGUACAAUCGAUGUUAACGAUAAUUCUUCUUUGAAGAUCAGACCAUUAAAAACAAAAGAUUUUACAAAAAAAUUAAGGAUGGAUGCUACGAGUACAUUGUCAUCUCAACCACUUGAUUAA